CGAGGGUCCAGGGCGGCACGGACCCGCCGCGAAGCAGAAAAAAAGAACAUACACGCAAGCGCGGACGGCUAUGAAGUCGUUCCAUUUGCGUUGUCGCCUUUCGAAAAGGACAUGUCCGGUUGCCUCUUAUACGUAUGAAGCCAAAUUUCAGCAAGCUAUCCAUUCCUAUUAUCACGAUCGUAAUAUCCUUUCAUGUCAUGAUCCGGAAAGACUUCUUCAUCUUCUGAAAGUAAAGAUGCUGACAAAGACAAUGAUAGAUAAAUAUGGACUUAUGUUGAUGGAAAUGGAUCGUGAUUUCUUCAUUGUGCCUGGACGACAGUCACACGCGCGGGGCUGAUUUCGAUCUGCCAAACAAUGCGCGUGCCCUAGCCACCUUGGGACCCGGCACGACUAAGGAUAGGCUUAUGCAGGG
This is a messenger RNA of Amoebophrya sp. A25, 412 nucleotides long. NCBI's taxonomy places the organism in Eukaryota, Dinophyceae, Syndiniales, Amoebophryaceae. The record is from the annotation of a GenBank genome assembly.